Molecule: messenger RNA, 38921 nt
Organism: Podarcis lilfordi (Lilford's wall lizard)
Lineage: Eukaryota; Metazoa; Chordata; Lepidosauria; Squamata; Lacertidae
Source: the annotation of a GenBank genome assembly
AACAGCGACACACAAAAUGGCGCCGGGGCGGUCGGCGCGCUACUUUCUUGCGCUUACAUAAUGCGACCUCCCUCGCUUCUUUCCUCUUCCCCCUCCUUUUCUUUCUCUCCCUCGCGCAAGCAAACGCGCCUAUUUGAGUGACGUGCCACUCCGCCAAUGGCACGGCGGGGCAUUCCGAGCCAGACCAAUGGCGGUCCGCGGAAAGGCGCGAGAAAUCGAGGAGGCGGGUCUCCUUAAUAGUUAAAUUUAAGAAGAAAAACCCGCCACCGCUCUUCUCUUUAAUUCUCUCCCUUCCUUGACUUCUUUCUGUGGUGGUGUUGUUGUUUUUUGUGUAUUUCACUCUGUGUGUGAGAGAGAGUGAGAGUGUGAGUGUGUGUGAACGGGAGGGGGGGAGAGUUGUUUGCGCACGCGCAGAGCGAGCGAGCGCGAGAGCGGCUGAGGAGGGACUGAGCGGGCUUCUCCCUCCCGCGCUCUCUCCCUUCUUGUGAGGAGAAAAAGGAGGAGGAGGAGGAUCAUCAUCACUGUCGCUGCCGCCGCCGCCCGCUUUUCCCCUUCUGUGUAUCUCCCGCCAUUUUCCCGGCGGCCCUUCUAGCUCCGGACCCGCCGCCGCCUUCCCGGGGCCUGGUGGCCGGGCGAUGGCGCCGCUACUGGGCCGCAAGCCCUUCCCGCUGGCCAAGCCUUUGCCGCCGCCGGGAGAGCCGCCGGGGGGAGACGAGAAGGAGGUGGCGGAGGAGCGCUUCGUCAUCGCCCACACGCAGGAGGCCUUCCGCACCAGCGAGUAUCCUACGGACGGCAUUUACCGGAGGGGGGCAGGCGGGGGGGGGAGAAGGGGAAGAGUAUGGCGCCCCCCUUGUUUACCUCCGAAAGAGAAAAGGAGAGAGAGGUGGGGGGGUAGUGCAUGGGGGGGGGGCUUUGUUGUGUCUGACUCUGCUCUCCUUCCCUUCCUUCUCUCUUCCCUCCCUCCUUCUCUUAUCCUGACCUGACCCGAUUCGGGCGAAGGAGGAAGGCUGCCUCCGCCACUACGUCGUCCUGCCUCUCCGCUCCCGGCUCUCCUCCCUCCUCCUAUUUCGGCUUAUUCUCGCCUCCUGCCUUCCUCCUCUGUCGGGCCUCCUCGCUUGACGCGUCUUUUCCCGAGGUUUUUUGGGGGGAGACGGGACGGGACGGAUCAGGGCAGCAGGAAACCUCCUUCCUUCUCUUUCUCGGGACUUUCCCAGCAGCGGUCCUUCCCUCUCUCUCUCUCUCACCCACCCACCCACCCGGCAGUCGGAGGCAGUACGUAUAUACUUAAGGAUACCAGUUCUAGGAAAUGGCAAGUGGGGAGAGUCCUGCUUUUGUGCUGGCGUCCCUCUUGGGGAGCCCUAAUCUUUUGCUUGUGGGCUUCCCAUUAGAGUACUGUAUUUGGAGAACAGGAUGCUGGGCUAGAUGGGCCCCCUUUGGCCUGAUGCGACAGCGGGGCUUUUCUUGCAUUCUUACAGCCCAGUCUUCUCCUCUCACUGGGGCCAUCUAUACUUUGGACCUCAGUGCCUCUUGAGGGAAUAGAAGAAGGCCUGGCCCAGUAUAUGUGGGGACAGAAGCCCCAUCCCACAGUCCUUUUCUUGGGGCUCCCCCAGCAAGUGUUAAUUCACAGGGUUCAGCUUCUUCCUUCUCACCUGCUUAAAAAUUGGUCCUGCAGCUGGAUCAGACCAAAGGGAGCCCAUCUCACCCUGCUGCUUCAUUCCUGUAAGGGGCCUGUCUGGUGUCUACAGGCAGGGUAGGGACAUCACUUCCUCCUUGAUUCCCUGAAUUCCUGUUGUCAGGGCUCAGGGCGGCUGCAAAUUCCAUAUGUGUUUUAGGCUGAAGCAGGUUUAUGGCUUUAAUUAUCUUCUCAUUAGCCAAGAGAGUUUGAAAUUGAGCCUCCAUAGCCAGAGGCCAUUUGCCUCUGAAUACCAGUUGGUGGAGGAGGGGCUGUUGCCCUUGACCCUGCACUUGUGAGCUUCUGAGAGGCUCCUGGCUGGUCAGUGCUGGAAAAAGGGUGAUGGUGAUCACUUUGGUCUGAUCCAGCCAGGGGAAGCCUUCUAUGCAUCCUUAGUUACUUUUAUAUCAAGUAAUUGGAGCGGCACAGUUGUGGUUACUAGGAAGUCUUCACUCUCCAGGCUGACAAGACCCUGACCUGCUUAACUUUAGCAGAAGUAAAUUAAGGGUAGAACCUUGCUGUACAGCGGCUGUCUCCUGUCAUGUAAUACCUCCAGUGAAGCUGAUUGGCAGAAAGUUCAUGAAAUGUGAGUGGUAGUUCAGAGUAAUGGAAGUUGCUGCCUCCUGUGGUGGUCUGCAUAAAUUAACUUGCCCUCACAAGUGUUGGAAGCUGUUAGCUUAUAUAUCUUUAGACCAGUUUUAUGGUGGAAUUAGUUCAGCUGCAGCAGUUGACUCUAAUGGUAAAAUGGAGCCUCCAUGUUCAGAGGCAGUGCAUCUCCAAGUACCAGGUGCUGUGGACAAACAGCAGGGGAGAGCUAUUUUCACACACUGCUUGUGAGUUGCUCUGGGCACCUCCCUGGCUUCUGUUGAAAAUGGCCUUUGCCAGCCUGGCAGGCCAGCUUCCAGAUGCUGCUGAACUACAAUUCCCAUCAGCCCCAGCCAACAUGGCCAUGUGAUGCUGGGGAUGAUGGGACUUGUAAUCUGAAACAUGGAGGGCAUCAGGUUGGCAAAGGAUGAGUUAGAUCAGAUGGUUCUCUUGGUUUGAUUCCUAGGAUUAAAUUAUUUCUCCUAAUUCUUGGUACUUUAAAAGUUAGUGUGGUGUGGCAAAAAUGACUGUUUAAGGCCCAUUGGCUGCCACGUGCAGGGGCUUUCUCUGCAUUCAACAAAAUAUUUGUGCUAGUGCUAACACAACUCAUUUGUGCUAGUGCUAAUGCAAUUCAUUCUAACACAACCCCCUGCCUAGGAGCCUCACACUUUCCCAUAUGUUCUCAGGACUGUUGGGGGAAUCUCCAGAACAGAUUUAGGGGUUUGUGGUAGGAGGAGAGGGGGGGGGGAACAUUCAAUUGCUGAUGAAACAUUCACCAUAGCGCUGUGCUGACUAUAACCCUGAAUGUUGGAGCCAGCCUUGGGUUUAACUGGUAGCUGUAGGUGGUGAGUUGCACGCAGGCUGAGCAGGGAUAGAGCAGCUUAUUGCUCAUUUCUCCUGGGUUGUCAGGGUUGAAAUCACAUGAACCCCUCUGCCAGGCAUAAGUAGACUGUCACUACUCCCCCCCCUUUUUUUUCUUUUUGCAGCCUAGUCACUUUUGUGAGCUUAUUUCCAAUGUUGAUUUGAGGCCUAGUGCCUGGAAAGACCUGGCCAUACUGAUGAAAGUUUUCAGUGUAACUUGUCACUUUCUUCAGACACUUAUUUUUACAAAUACUGUGUUAAAAGGUUAUGCCUGACAUGUCCUUGCCCAGGCCACUUAAAGAUCUUUUGAUGACUGAGCAGAGAUUUGAACGAGGUCUGCAUCUAAGCCCACUGGUGAUUGAUGUGUAGUUCAAGGAAAGCUGCUAUUUAAGAAUUGAUCACUAUAAUAUUGUUUGCUGCUCUGGCUUCAUCUUCUACAUGCUUCGCUAUACACAUGUUGCAGUUGUUUUGAUGUUUUUCAGACUUUGAUGGAGAUGGAUUUUUGUCCAAGGUUAGCCAGCCAAUGAAGUUAAUAGCUAAGCAGGGAACUGAACUUGAAUCUGCUGUCUCCAAAUUUCUAUUCAUUACAUUGCUAGACCUACAGUAGAUACCCAUUUCUUUUCUCCUAUAAAAUAUAAUUAUCUCUGAAGUUUUAGGUCGAAGGUUGGUGUUGUGAGCAUCUUAAAAGCCCAAAGAGCUGAUUUUUAUAGGCCUAAGCAAUGAAAUUUAGCAUCCAUACAAGGAAAAGCUUUGUUCCCCUCUUCAUUCUCGCUUCUUUGUCUUGUACCCAAGAGAGCCCUUUCCUCUGACCCAACCCUCUCCUUUCUUUCUCUUUCUUUUUCCCCUCCCCCUCCCCAGUUCUGUCUGAACAGCCUGGGCUGUUCUGGUCAUCAAUGGUUGAGGUUCUUUUAGGAAGCAGGGCUGGUUUUUUGGGUUGUUUUUUUUUUUGCAGUGUCUUGAUGGAUAAUCUAAAGCAAGAGAUUUGAGGUGGAAAGUGAUUUCUCCAGAGUGGAAUUUUCUGCUUUCUGUGUUUGUAACUUGUUUACUAUCAUGUGACCAGAAGUUGUUUUGUGAAACUGGAGCUCUUCAGUCUCUGUGCACAGAUCUGACUGGAUAAGGCAGAAGCAUGUCGACAGUAAACUCAUAGUCCUCAGCCCACUUCCUUUGGAGCAGCUCCUUCGGGCCUGGAUUGCAGCUUGCAUAACCCAUUCAUGCUAGCUUAAUUCUACUGGUAUCCUGUGGACUGUCUGCAAUCUGUUUUAUCAUUAAAAAAAAAUGCUUGCCCCUGUGAUGGGGGCAGUAGAGCAAAGUCAAGCAUGAUAUAGAACCCUUCUGAUGCAAACAAAACAAAACAAAACCCAUUGCAGGACAGGCUGCUUUGAGUUGAGUAGUCCCUGCCCCCACAGGGUGUUGGUGUUAAGGAAGUCCAAACCUCUGGUGAGGAGGGGCUUGAGUUAGCCAUAUCCCUCUGCUGGCAGGAGGGCUGGCUUGUGGGGAGCAUGCUUAUUGAGUGUGUGUGUUCAGGACCAAUAGCCUUCCUGAGCUAGCAACAAAGACUGCCUGUCUUGAUCCAGCUUCUUUCUGUCAGGAAAGCCCUUGGGAUGAAUCUGUACAUGGGCUGCAUAACUGCCAAGUGAGGUGACGGGGUGCCAGUCAGAAGAAGAGAAUGUGAUUGGCAGGGGAAUCUCCUUGGUGAGUGUGAGAUAAGCAGUCUGGAGCUGUCAGUUGGAGGGUGGUGCGAGGGCAACGGCAGUGCACAGGUUGUUAUACAUGUUAGUGGAAAAUUUGAGUGAUAUCAGUGAGUGGAAUAUGCUUUGGUGGGGUUACUUGAUCUUAAACUAGCUGGGAAUGCCUGCACUUUAGGAAUCUAGGUGCAUUAGAAUUCUGCACCAAUGCAGGAAAAGUCACUUUCUGUGGGUUUUAUCCUCCCCAAUAGUAUGUAGACAGCAACACCAGUGUUUAUUCUUUGCUUUCUUCACUAUUCUGACCUUUGCUGCCCAUCCCACGAUCAGCCCAAGGCAUAUAGUGCUAGCAAGGGCAACAGAGCUACAUGUUUCUACUUUAAAAAGAUAGGCUGUUGUGUGCAUUGUCAUAUAAGGAGAGAUAUUUUUUUGUCAGUAAGAGCUGAGUUUUAUAAAUGCAGCUUUUGGGGCUUCUGUAUGCCCUAGAAAAGAAGGAUGACUCCUCUUGGUUCAUCUUUUUCUGUAGCGUGACAUGCUCCUGCAAGUCACCUCCAGGACGUCUUGCUAAAUUACAGUUGUCUUUGCACACCUGUGUUGGCUUGCCCGAGUCCUCUCACUUUUGCCCCUUGGCUCUAUAAUUUAGAACACUUAGAGUCUGACUGUGGUGCACAGAUUUGAAUGCAUCUGUGCUUUUCCUUUCACCAUCUCAAAUCUCCACACUUUCUCAAGAGCCAUUCUUAUCUGCUUUAAGGUUUUAAGUGAUAAGGUUGUCAGCUAUCAUAAGCAAGUUGGUCUUCAAUGGGCCUCUGGUCUGGUCAGCCACAGUUCUUGAUCAAAUCAGUAGAACGGAGAGCUUGGCUGUUGAAUUGUGCAGAGUUCAAACGUUGUUCUGCUUCAAAUCACUUUUCUCCAGCAACUCAUCCUGGAGGUGUUUGUGGAAGUUAAGAGAAGUUCAGGUUGGGCUGUGGUGAAUCCUGUUUGUCUGACAAGCAUACAAAAAGUAUGACAUAUACUUUGAUAACAAUUGUAGCUGUAUACACGUCUUGGAUUUGUUAUAGUUGGUAUACAUGUUUUGGAUUUGUGUUCACAUAGUCCUCCGUCAGAUGCCCAGAGUCAAAUUAUGGGCUCAUGCAUGCCUUUCUCUCUCCCUGCUAUCCCUCCUCUCAUGGGCACAGAUUCCUUCCCUUAAUAUUCUGCUUUGAGGUAGCUGUAGUUUGUUGGGAAAUCUGGAUUAGGUAAACAGUGCUGAUGGCAAAUCUUUGUCUUUAAACUAAAAUUGGAAAGCCACUUCAAUGUGCAGUUUCCAGUUUGGUAAGGAAGCAAAUUGUUUGUUUGGUGGCCGGAUAAAGUGGCUCAAAAUAUAUCUGAUGGUAAAAGGUAAAGGUACCCCUGCCCAUUCGGGCCAGUCUUGCCAGACUCUAGGGUUGUGAGCUCAUCUCACUCUAUAGGCCGGGAGCCAGCGCUGUCCGCAGACAUUUCCGGGUCAUGUGGCCAGCGUGACAAGCUGCAUCUGGCGAGCCAGCGCAGCACACGGAACGCCGUUUACCUUCCAGCUGGUAAGCGGUCCCUACCAUAUCUGAUGGUAGCAGUAAAUAAUAACACUUUGAAAAAUAUAAUGGGAGCAACCAAGCACAGUAUCAACAAGUAAAUAUAUCUAAUAAAAAUACUAAUCACUCCAUGCAACUUGUGUAAAGCAGUGCAGAUAAAGUGACAGCUGCAAAUUAAACACGAUGUUUUCCUGAGCUGUUGCUCCUUCAGAGAGUAUGAAGCACGGCUGGAGAAAUACAGCCAGCGAAUAUGGACCUGCAAAAGCACCGGAAGCAGCCAGCUGACACACAAAGAAGCCUGGGAGGAGGAGCAGGAAGUCGCUGAGCUGUAAGUAGCAGAAUCCAAAGCAUCUAUUUUUAGAGACCAGGGCAUGAGCCCUAAACGUAGGAUGCUGGUUGUUUGGCAAGUGGCUGACUGUUGCUGUGACAAUCAUCAUCAGAAGUCUGAGUCAGCAUCCAAAGAAGGAUUGAAUAAUAAAUAUUAUUUAAAAAAAACAAAGAAGGAUUGAACAUCUUUCUCCACCUGUGUUGAUCAAGGGGAUCAGCUCCCAAGUUAGCUUUGGCCUUGCUGCCUCUUCUAAUUCUUGCUUUUGUUUUGUUAGGGCCUUAUUUUUCUUGUUGCUUAUAAAUGUACAACUUGCCUUUUUUAGUCCAAUAUGCUUUAUUUUUUAAUUGGCCUUACUCUGUUAAGGACUCAAGGCAGUUAUUGAUCCGGUUGAUAUUAUACUGCAGUUAAAAUCAAAUCCAGAUGUAUUGCACAAAAAAGCAGUAAGAACGCCACUCUUUGUAAUCAUCUCAACACUGUUUUAGAGGCUUUCUGGAAGAUCUUCUCGUGCUGGAUAUUCAUGUUGAAAAGCCACUCUAGGCACAUUUCCCCCUUAGGUAACAGUUGCAUGUUUGUUCAAGACAUCCUUCUCUGCAAACCAGGCUCCCAAAGGGCCCAGUGUCUGAGGUGAAAGUUCCUGACCUAAUUCUGUCUCUCAGUAGGUGGAAGUGGUGUGUUUGUGAGUGUUGGUCUGCAGGUGGAGCUUAUGUCAAAAAGUUCCUGCACAUAGAAAUCUAGCAUAUCGGGAAGAAUACAACUUGCCUCCACUCAGAACAAGGUUCAUUGAGCCUCUGCUUGCAGUCUUAGUGGGGUAAUAUUGAGAAGCAGGUUUAUUAGCUCAUCUGCUGUUUGUGAGAAUUAGACCACAAACUUUUCACCUUGUCUCCAACCUGUCUUUUGAUAGAUUGACUAAAUCUUCCUACUCAAGUUUUACAGUUGUCUAUCAGAGCAGGCAGAGUGUUGCAGGCUUGUACAGUUCCCUUGAUAUGUACAAGUUUUGUACCAGAGAACUGCACACAGCUUCACUAACAUCUUUCCCUCCCCCUUAUCUUGGAAGUUGCAAGGCAGCUUCCUAUGCCAUGGUGGGUUUUGUCAUUCUCAGCUGACAUUGCUGAUAGAGGGAUUUGUGAAUUGCUUCAUGAAUGUGGCUUCCCCUGUUGACUGCUGAUUCUGUGAGUUUACUGUUGUCCGUUUUGUAGUAGUUGCCACUUAAAUGGAAUGUGUUAUAUCCCCCUCUCUCUUUUGAUGAUAUUUUUAGCUUGAAGGAGGAAUUCCCAGUUUGGUAUGAGAAACUUGUCCUGGAAAUGGUUCAUCACAACACAAUUUCCUUAGAAAAACUGGUAGACACUUCCUGGCUGGAGAUCAUGACCAAGUUUGCUGUGGGAGAAGAGUGUGACUUUGAGGUAAGGCCCCAGCUUGAAUGGAUCCGGAUAUCCAAGGCUGUUUCUCUUUUCUGGGCCUACUUGUUCUUAUGCACCUUCUGCCAUCAUGUCCAAAAGGUGGAAUACUCUUUCCCCACCUCCAAACUGAUGUAAUUGGUUUCCAGAGGAAUUUCAGUGUAAUUAUUAGAUACAACAUACCUGGGAAGAGGGUACAUGUUACCUUGGAACAGGUUCCUCUUCCAGUCACGUGACUGGAACAAGUGACCAGUUAUCUCCUAGAGGGUAUCUUUUGGGUGAACUCAGGUGCCAUGUCUUGUUCAGUGACUGCAAGCAAACCUCUACAAGAGUUCUAUAAAAGCCAUUGCUGGGCUUCAACUGUGGAUGGCUGCUGGGUUUUGAUCUGUUUAGUGCUUCUUUUAAAAUGUGUAUUUGCACUGUAUUUUAAUUUUGCAUUAGUGGACUGUCAUACCAUCGUGCCUAUUCCAGCCAUGCACAAGGGGGUGUGGGUGGUAAACUUAGCCUUGCUCCAGGUGACUAGCAGCUCCCCGCCACCCCCAACUGCAUGCAUGAACCCCCAAGUGUCACCAUUUUGUAAGCAGCUCCAUGAAUCUAGUCAUGUGUUCACUUUGGGCCUCCCUACCAGUUCUCAUCGGUUUCCCUCUUCCCAUCAGGUUGGGAAAGAAAAAGUGCUGAGAGUAAAAGUAGUAAAAAUCCAUCCUUUGGAGAAGGCAGCAGAUGAAGAGGCACCUGAGAAGAAAGCCGACGGGGCCUGUGAUUCCCCGUCCAGUGACAAAGAAAAUUCCAGCCAGGUGGUUCAGGACAACCAAAAGGAGUUGGCACUGAAGGAAGAUGACAGCCGGAGAGAGAGUCUGAGUGAGUAGCAAGCCACGCCCUGGCCUGAGGGAUGUUGGUGAUCCACUAUCUUUUAUCCGGGUAGUACAGGCUGCCUUCAAAAGAUCUAUUGGUUACCCAGGUUGGGGUGUGGGGGUGUGGUGGUGUGUGCUGAUCUCCCUUCCAGGUUUUCCCAGAUUGCUUUGGGGAGAGAGUCUAUCUAGACGACAGGUGACUUUGGUCUGCUGGUGACACCCAACUUGCUCUCUGUUCUGGCUAAGUCAAGGCCUCCUGUGUCUGUCAUUGUAGGACUGAUACUUAGUUGAAGAAGCAUUAGGAAGCCCCCAUUCCCUUUGUUAUGGGUCACUGGCCCUGUGCAAGGCUGCAGCCUUUUUUAAUGUGUGUGUCUGAAGGGUGUUGCCUUUGGUCUUGCCACUUCUGUAUUAAUAAUCCACUUGAUUGCCCUUUGGGUCAGAUAAAUGGAGCAUUCCGUGGAAAAAGGCAGUCAUAGUUGUGGUCGUAGCUUAAAUAUGGUAUGCAGGUAGAUCCUUUGUGUAGCGUUUCAUGGGAAGUAGUUCCAUUGGCUGGUGUUUUAUGCCCACGCUUUCUCCAGCAGCUUCUAUAGAUUCUAGUUAAUGUGCUUUGCUGUAGGAAGUUUUCACAAACAAAUAAGGUGCAUUAUGUGGUUGGGCAGCACAAACAUUUCAGGUAUGCUGUUCGCAAGCAGGGAAACUUAUAGACGGAAGCCAACUAACUUGUCACAUUCUUUGAUUAAGUCUCAGUGUACUAACUGAGCAUACUUAAGGGUUUGCAAGCAGCAACAAACAACAUCACUGGUGGUGCUCAAGGAAACUGUCUUUCAGAGAUCCUGGCUCCUUUCCAAAAUUAGGGGUGCUCUGCCCUGACUUUUCUAGUUCACACAUUUAAAAUAUUCAAUAGCGGUGCAUAUGCUACCUUUAUGUGCCUCCAUUGGAAUAAAGUCAGAGGUCUUUGUGCAGGCAGAAAUCGUGUGCACAUUGGAGCCUCCCCAUGUAUAAGAUUCUGCUAGUGGGCUGCCAGUCCUCUUUCCCUUGACAAACAUAAAACACUUUACUUGCUAGAAUGAUGGCCAUCUCCUCUCAUAAUACUCAAACUUUGGAUCACCUAAUGAAAUUGAUUUGUAGAACAUUUGCCGGGGGGGGGGGGGAAUGCAGGAAUGCAAUUCACAAGAGUCUGCUGCUGCUACAGGGUGCCUUUAAAUGCUAAAUCUUAAUGCAAUAUUGUAAUUUAAUGCUGGUAUUUUAUUUUUAUUGUUCUGCUGUGUCUUGUUUCGUUGUGGUUUUUUUGUUCUGUUCUAUAAAAACACUUCACAGGAGAGAUAGAUGGCAGCUCUGAAUGCCAUAAGAUGUGGUGGCAGUGGCAGCAGUUCCUAACUUUAGACGGCUUUCUAAAAAACUCAAUUAGACAAAUUCAUAGAAUAGCUUAGGUCUGUCUCCUGCAAUGGCUGAUUGGAGCUCCCUUGUCCAGAAGCUAAAUACCAGGAGCUGGAGACCAGCAAGGGGGAGGCUGUUGCUUCUGGGCCCUGUUUGGGGGCUUCCAGUUCUAUCUGUAGAUGCAGGAUGCGGAGUUGUGGAUAGACCUGUGGUUUGAUCCUGCAGAGGGCACUCAGUAUUAAUCCCCCUUUAGAAACUUCCCUGCCUGCUCCUUUGGUGUUGGAUGGUGUGUGUUUAUUCCUUGGCCAUCUGUGCUUUUGUUGCCCAUCAGUACUGCAUUUCAGCCUAGGCCUUUUGGGGCAUAUUGUGCUGCUAACACCCCCCCCCCAUCUCUUAUGCAGGUGACCGGGCGCGCCGAUCUCCUCGGAAGCUUCCUACUUCUCUGAAGAAGGAAGAAAAAAAAUGGGUCCCUCCAAAGUUCUUACCGCACAAGUAUGAUGUCAAGCUGCAAAAUGAAGACAAGGUAAGGGAGUGAGAGAGAAUUAAGGGUCCUUGACUGCCCGUUGGUGGUGAGGAGGAGGAGGCGUGGCUGGUUAAGGUAUCAGCACUGCUGCGAGGUCAGGAGCAAUUAAAAGUAACUGUUUCUAUUUUAAGUGGUAUUUAAGUACAGUGGCAAGCUGUGGGCUGACUGCCACAAGCUGAGGAAUAGAAGAGUCUAAAGGCUUGUUUCUUUGUCUCCCUAGAUCAUUAGCAAUGUGCCAGCAGACAGCUUAAUUCGCACAGAGCGGCCGCCAAACAAGGAGAUUCUGCGCUACUUCAUUCGCCACAAUGCACUCCGGGCUGGAACAGGAGAGAAUGCUCCUUGGGUGGUCGAGGAUGAGUUGGUGAAGAAAUAUUCACUUCCCAGCAAGUUCAGUGACUUCUUGCUUGACCCAUAUAAAGUGAGAAAUAAGGCAAUAUCUGUCUUGGGUUGUGGGUUGGGAAAAGGACAGGAGUCUCUGUUGAUGCAUAAUGGUUACUUUUUGGGGGGGGGCAGUGUUAGCAAGGGUGAAUCUUAGCUCUACAGCAAGCCCUUGCCAGUCAUCAGGUGCCAAAGGGAUGAUUCUGGUGAGGCUCAGACUUGACCCUCCAUUGCCUUCCAUGUGGUCUGCCUGCACUGGAGACACCAAGCUGGCCUGCCUCCAUCUCUGCAGUGUGCCUUCCCUUCCCUGUGACUGCCGUGUGCAGAUGUCUUCCAAGGAGGAGUGCAUUUGGGACUCCAGAUCCACCUCUUUUGUACUUCUGCAAACCUCAAGGUUUCCCCAACCAUCCUUAUGCCUCCCUCAUGCCAGGUUUUGCAGUCAAGAUGGCUACAGUAUGUGUUUAAAACAAUGGAGUGUGCAUUGUGUCUCAUAUGUUUUGCAUCUGGGUGACUACUGUAAUCCUAGAGCACGUUUUUGACUAGGUGGGAUAUGCAGAACGAUAUAUGUUGCCGGCAGCAUGCUCCAGGUGACAUUGAGGGAUGCUGUUGACUGAAAGGUGGAAAGGGCAGUUUCUCUAGAAAUGUAUGUGGUUGUCCCUUUCUGCAUCGCUAGCAUUCAGGAGCACUUGAGGCUCCAAAGCAGCCUCAAAAGUUCUGUUGACUUUCGAGCAGCACAUUGAAACAGAUCCCCAGUUAGAUUUUCCAACCUAUCCCUUUCCUCCCUUGUGUUUCUUUCCCCCCCCAAGACUAAAAUUUACCUUUGCUUCUUCUUCAAUUCCAGUACCUGACGCUCAAUCCCUUGACCAAGAGAAAGAGCACGUCAUCCCCCGAUCGGAAGCCUUCCAAAAAGCCUAAGUUGGAUGGCUCUGCUCCAGGUCAGGGGCUAAGCCCCUCUCUGUGGUGCAGUGUGCACUUGAAGAAGUCUAUUAUGGGCUCUCCGCUGAAAGUCAAGAACUCCAAGAUCCCCACGGAGGAGCUGGAGGAGGUGAUGAAGAUGAUGUCUGCUGGAAAGCUUGGCAACUUCAACAAGAAACGACAGAGGAAUAAGAAGCUGCUGAAUGGGCAGAAGGCUACUGGGAAGUCCCGCUCCCCCAGGAAGGACUCCAAGAUGAAAAUGAAGCAGAUGACACUGCUGGACAUGACGACCAAGGGCACCCCCAAGGUGUCGCGAGCGCCCCGGGGCUCAGGAGGAAGCCCCAGGUCCUCUGGCAAGCCCAAGCACCUCCCACCCGCAGCUCUCCACCUCAUUGCCUACUACAGAGAGAACAAGGACCGUGAGGACAGGAAGAGCGCCCUCUCCUGCAUCAUCUCUAAAACCGCCCGGCUGCUCUCCAGCGAGGAUCGUGCCCGCCUUCCCGAGGAGCUGCGGGGGAUUGUGCAGAAGCGCUUUGAGCUCCUCGAGCACCGGAAGAACUGGGCCUCCAUGACUGAGGAUCAGCGGAAGGAAUACUUGAAGAAGAAGCGGGAGAAGUUGAAGGAGAAGCUGAAGGAGAGAGCCAGGGAGCGGCGGGUGAAGGAGAUGAUAGAAAAGUUGGAGAAGCAGAAGCGCUACGAGGACCAGGACAUCAAAGGGAACAACCUGCCCACCUUCAGGCUUGUGGACACUCCUGAGGGACUCCCCAACACCCUAUUUGGGGAUGUGGCCAUGGUGGUGGAGUUCCUCAGCUGCUAUUCAGGGCUGCUGCUGCCAGACGCCCAGUACCCCAUCACGGCCGUCUCCCUCAUGGAAGCCCUGUGUGCUGAGAAGGGGGGCUUCUUAUACUUGAACAGGAUCCUGGUCAUUCUCCUGCAGACCCUGCUGCAGGAUGAGAUUGCGGAGGACUACCGUGAGCUGGGCAUGAAGCUGUCGGAGAUCCCCCUCACCCUGCACUCUGUUUCUGAGCUAGUCCGCUUGUGCCUGCGCAAGUCGGAUGUGCAGGAGGAGAGUGAGGCCUCAGAGAACACGGAGGAGAACAAGGACCUGGCUGCCUUUGAGGACAACGAGGUGCAGGAUGAGUUCCUGGAAAAGCUGGAGACCUCAGAGUUCUUUGAUCUGAGUUCUGAGGAGAAGCUGCAGAUCCUCGCCGCCCUCUGCCACCGGAUCCUGAUGACCUACUCUGUGCAGGACCACGUGGAGUCCAAGCAGCAGAUGUCAGCUGAGCUGUGGAAGGAGCGGCUGGCCGUGCUCAAGGAGGAGAACGAUAAGAAGAGGGCGGAGAAGCAAAAGCGGAAGGAGAUGGUGGCCAAGAGCAAGGAGAAUGGCAAGGAGGAGAGCAGCUAUACAGGGAAGGGGGAGAAGAAGAAAGGAGAGGCUGUGGCAGCAGUGGCAACAGAGAAAGGGGUCAAGACGGAGCCACGGGUGGAGUUGGAAGCGGAAGACAUGAUCAGCGCCGUCAAGAGCAGGAGGCUACUGGCCAUGCAGGCCAAGAAAGAGAAGGAGCAGCAGGAGAUGCAGAUGAGAGGUAAUGGUGAUUCAAGGCCCAGAAAUGCCACUGUGGAAAGAGAAGAGAGGCUGUAAGCUCCUGUUCCUGCUGAACCUCUGAUUCCAACCUCUGCAGUGGAACCCCUAGGGAAGGGGGUGGGUGGGUGGAGUUUGUGGAGAGGGAUUCCCUGCUGCUCAGCCUUGGUGGAGGCCUGUGUUCCACUGAUGUCACAGCAGGCAGAUCUGAGCUAUCUGUGUAGGUCUUCACCAGAAGCAUUUUGUUCAUAGAGGCCCCCUAGGCCAGAAACUCCCAGGUUUGGUUGUUGAUGUCAUGCCCAUCCUGCUCCUUAAGGCCUCCAGUCCUGACACCCAAGCACUGUAAACAUUUGCAUAGUGACUGCCCUUUGCUCAGUCCCCUUUUAAGUGUGGGUUGGUGGCGGUAAGUCACCUGGGGGCUGUUUCACCUGCUCAGUAUCUCAACAUUUGAUGUCUGUAGCUGAAGGUGUACCUGUGUUCCAUGGGACGCUGUGGUGCACCGGAUCUGGAUAGCCCCUGGAUAUGAGAGCCCCGGAUGGGGCUCUCAUAGCCCCAGCCCCAUGCAUUUUCACUUGGCAGAUGUUCCACCUGUGAACCAACCCUAAGUUUGGUUGCUUUUCUCCACCCCCCACCCCAUACAAAAGUGUGUGUGAAUGCUUCCCUGAUUGAAACAAUGUGUGUUUCCUGAUUGGCUCUUAAUUGAAGGAAGGGAUAGAGCCCUCUUAUGAGAGAGCAAGUUAGUUUCUCACCAAACUUUAAAGGUGCAAGAGCUCACACUGCUGGGUUUUGUUCCUUUUUCUUCCCCACCAGUGAAGCUUGAAAGAGAAGCAGAAGAGGAGAGAAUCCGCAAGCACAAAGCUGCAGCUGAAAAGGCCUUCCAGGAUGGCAUUGCCAAAGCCAAGCUGGUCAUGCGCAGGACACCUAUUGGCACAGACCGUAAUCACAACAGGUAAGGGUGAGGAAUGGAGAAUCUGGCUGUGUGGCAGUUGGGAAGCUGCCCGGAUGGACCAUUUGGCUGUGUGGCUCAGUGGGGUGGGGAGCCUGAGGCCCUCUAGAUGUUGCUGGACUCCCAACUCCCGGCAGCUAGCCUGCUCCAGUGAUCAGGAAUGAUGAUGGGAGCCGGGAACUCAACCGCAUUUGGAGGGCUGCAGGGGAGAGCCCAUCCCGGGGGGGGGGGGGGAGAGGUAAGAAGUGCAAGUUCUGAAGUGCAAAACUCACUACACAGGAGCCCUGGAGGCAGAGAGAGCACAUGGGGAUCGAUGAUGGUUAGUCCGUGGUUAGCCAAUGUGGGGCCGUCCAUAUGUUGCUGGAGUCCCAACUCCCACCAUUCCUCAGCGUUGACCAUGGGUAGCUGGGGCCAAUGGGAGUUGGGAUCCAGCCACAUCUGGGGGACCACUCCUCUGAUUGGCAGCAACUCGCCAGGGUUUCUUUAGUCAGAUCAUCAUAGGAACACAGGAAACUGCCUCAUAUCAAGUCAGAGAAUUGAUCCAUCUAGCUCAGUAUUGUCUAAGCUGACUGGCAGUAAUGGCUCUCGAGGGUUUGGUGGGAUGGGUCUCUUCCAGCCCAUGUGGAGAUGACACGGAUUGAACCAGUGAUCUUGAGCAUGCAAAACAGUUGCUCUUUCCACUGAGCUACAUGGGCUUUCUCUGUAGUCCAAGGAGGAGGCUUUUCUUCCCUUUGCUUCUGCUCAUUUCCCUCCUGCUGCUGCUUGAGACACCCAUGUCUCUGCUUUGCAGCCUGUUCACUGCUUGCUCUGUUUGUAACUUCAGCUGGGUUCCUCCUGCCAGCACGUUGCUGCCCUUCCUGCAUCUUGGUCCUAUAAGACACCCUCCUAAAGACUGUUAUUAGUCAUCACAAGCACUGUACUGCCAACAUUCUACAGCCUAUGCUUUUUCCUCAGUGACCUGGGUGUUUCUUGGCAAAGUUGCUCAUCUCAUAAUACCUGGUGCCUCUCUCACACAAAGAUCUGGCAUCUAUCUGGUCUCUCUAGGUAUUGGCUGUUCUCUGAUGAAGUUCCCGGGCUGUUCAUAGAGAAAGGCUGGGUACAUGAUGGCAUCGACUAUAACUUCAUGCCUCCCCACAAGGAGGAGGAGGACGAUGAGGACGAUGAGGAGGAGGAGGAAGAGGACGAUGACUACCACCAACAAGGCAAGGCUGACCAUUCUCACAGGUUCUUGGUGAAGUUGCUGGAUGUAUUGGGCGGUAUUUGUCUUGGAGUUGACCCAUUGAAAUUAAUGAACAUGGCUAAGUUAGGACCAUUAGUUUCAGUGGGUCUACUCAGAAUAAAACAGAUGAAUAUCACUUGCUAUAUUUGAGAGUAUGAGUUGCUGAAUUUCUCAGCAAGAAAAAAAAAACUGAAGCAAGUUAAUCAUUAAGCAGCCCUUAAUCAGAAAUUGUCCUCCGUGGCCUGUGAAACAGCUGCCUCCAUUUGGUGGGGAAGCAGGUGCUAGGGCUUCGCUGGGCCUUUGUUCACGUCACUGGAGGACAAGCCCUGUCAGCCAGCUAUUCGUUUUCUUGUGCUGGACAGGUUGCUUGAAGCCAUGUUGUGCACUAAGCAACCAUUCAGGAACAACUGGCAUGUUAUUUUAAAGUAAGAGCCCACAGAGCAGCGCUCUGUAGAAGGCUUCUCUUAUUUAGGGGCCUGAGUGCCCAGUUGACUUGCUUUGCCUCUGGGGUGCUCAAAGGAAGCUGUGGGUCAAAGGAUGAUGAUGACGAUAGUGGUGCUCCUUGUUCACUGUGUGUGUGUGUUGCUUGCAGACACUCAGGAGAGCCUGGUGGAGGGCAGCGUCUUGAACACUCCGCAGGGCGCCCUACUCAUCCCGGAAAUCCCUGUGGAGACCACGGCGCCCAAGCAGGGACAGAACCUGUGGUGAGACUUGCUCUUGGCAAUAGAGAUGUGUGGGUUCUUGCCCACCAGUAAAAUUGGGGAUUUAGAGGUGGGGGGAGCAUGCAACAGCCGGGAGGUGAGAGAGUUUCUCAGCGCUCUUCAGAUUAGGAGGCUCCCUUGCGCAUGGCAUCUUCAAAGGAGAGCCAGGCAGCAGCCCUCCUGGCUUGCAGAAGUGCAACCUGGAUUUUGCCAGUAGGCCUGCUGCAUCCCAUUGCAUUUGACACCACCCCCAUGUGGCGAAAAGGUUCCACUAUGUGUUACAUUUGCUUUGAUCAAUUAACUGCUGUAUGCUUGAAGCUUCUCAGCUACGCAGCUGAGUCUUGGGCUAAUUGGCAGAAAGGCUUCUGGAAUCUGCUCUGUACAAAGUACUCAGUACUGCAGGGUACAAGAUCUGUUAAUUAAACUAUUGUUUAAAGGUGGCUAGAGAGCUGUGUAAAAUGUAGGACUCACAGCCCCACCCUUGAGGGGGUGUCAUGGACGGCUAGGCCUCUCUCUCCAGCUGAGCUGUUCGGUUUUCACAUCCCAUGCUGAUGUGCCUCUUUACCAGCAGGGGGCAGUAAUAGAAGUCCUGUUUGUGCAAUGAGUCAUGGCCACAUUCCCUAGCUUAUGGUUUAGCAUUUAGUCCCUCUUUUGCUUCAGGAAAAAUGGCAAUCCAGAACAUUUAAAUUUACGGCAGCUUGGUGUGAGAGUGGAACGUGGUCUUCUCUGAUUGAAACAUGUUUAAACGAUUUGAAGACUUUGUUAGUGGUGUGGGCUGGUGAGAGACUGGGUUAUGGGUGCCCACCUGUCUCUUGGUGUGAGCUUUAUUUUCCUGCUGCUGAGAGUGGCAUUGAGUAAGGUGUCUGGUCUCCUCCUCCAGGUUUCUCUGUGACAGCCAGAAGGAGCUGGAUGAGUUGCUGGCCGCCUUGCACUCGCAGGGGAUAAGAGAGAGCCAGCUGAAGGAGCGACUGCAGAAGAGGUGAGGACUCACAGGCUGUUUUUUGAGUAUUGUGGAGGAGCGUCCCUGGAUGCUGGUCAGGCAAGGGAGGGAGAAGAAGUUGGCAUUUGAUGCCAGGAUCGUUUCAAGGGCUGGUGAAGAGCAGUUUGGAGGAGUGGGGUGUUGUUGUUUUUUGAAGCCAUCAGGUCACCUCUGUGUUCUUUUUUGCGGCUUUUCUCCUUACGCAAUGAUCCUUUUCUUGGGGUUUGGGAUUUACAAGAGCACAAAUCUUUCACAUCUUGGACAAAUGUUUGUGGAGGGAUAAAAUUACUGAGUGGGUUUGCUGGUGUUGCUGCAAGUGUAGACUUUUAGGCGCCUUAGUGCUUUUAACAAACAUUGUACGUAACAAUGCAAUUGCAGCACUACAUGAGUGAUCCUUUAUGGGCCAUUGUAUACUUCUGGACAAGACUGUGGAAGUAUUUAAAAAUUCUUUUAGGCACCAGCAUUAAAUCAACCCCUAAAUUUCUGAGCAUCAGUGUAAACCACUGGUAAACCAGUGGUUUGGCCCAAUGAGCUCACACUGCUGAUUCAGAAUGGCAAAUAAACAUCCUCAUGCUUGGAGUGUGUGUCAAAAUACAAACCUUCAGGUUAUAGAGCUGGAUAGUUCUGCAACCCUCAUAAGGUAACUGAGCAUCGUCUAUGUCUGAGGACCCUUGCUUAGGCUAGAUAACUCUUCUGUAGAACUCGGAAGGUAACAGAGCAUCUCCAAAGGCCCUACCUCAUGAGAGAGACAGUCAGCUAUACAUAAUGACCGUAUAUUGUCUCCUCUCCCAGAUAUCAGGACAUCACUCAUUCCAUUCACUUGGCUCGGAAGCAGAACCCAGGUCUGAAGUCUUGUGAUGGCAACCAGGAACUGCUGAACUUCCUGCGCAGUGACCUCAUCGAAGUGGCCACCCGGCUGCAGAAGGGAGGCCUGGGAUACAUCAGCGAGGCAGAGUUUGAAGCCAAGGUGAGCACCAGCAUUGCAAGAGGUGGGUGGCUUAACAGUAAUCAAUCACCCAGGCAGGGCUUCUCAGCUUGGAAGCAGCUGUCAAGUGUAGUCUUGCUGACACUGGGCCUUGGCUUCCGGGCAUCCCUCUGGGUGGGCCACAUAGCCCUGGACUAGCUCUUUGCUUUGAAGUCCAGAAGCUCCUACUAUUAAAGUGUCUUCUGAAGGGUCAUGUUUGCUGGUGGUACCUAAAGCCAACAACACUGGGAGACUUGCUUUGAAUUGGGGCAGUGGUGAAGGAUCUGCCUUCUAGGAGCUGGGGAAUAUUCCUGGUCCCUGAAACAGAUGCACAUUAAUUGUUGCUGACCACGGGGCAGGCAGACUUGAGUUUGCAGCAGAGUUGAAGCCCUGAUGAACCUCAGGAGCUGCUUGCUGAUACACUAGGGGGCUCAGACAAAACAGUGCAGUGUGCCACUGGCUGGGUUGGCUGGGGAAAUGUCUCCAGGCCAGGCGAGACUUCCGAGGUCCCUGCUCUUCCAGCACAGAGAGGCUGUAGCCACGUUCUUGCCAGUUAUCCCAUCUGGGGAGCUCACCUCUUAGUUGCUUGGAUAAAUGAGAGCUGCAAAGCCCCUCUGCACAUGAGAAGGGAAUCAUAAUAAGAAUGUGUUUGUGCCUUUUUGAUCAGGUUUGCACACUGGAGAGCCUGAAGGAUUUCGGGGAGUGCGUGGUUGCCCUCCAGGCCAGCGUUAUUAAGAAGUUUCUGCAAGGUUUCAUGGCCCCCAAGCAGAAGAAGAGAAAACAUCAAGGCGGGGAGGAUGCUAUUGCCAAGGCAGAGGAGGUGGAUGAAGAGAAGAGGGUGGCGGAAGAAGCCAAGGUCUGGAUCAGGACAGAUAAAGUCGGAGGGAGGGAGGAUGGGAGGAUGGGCAGAGAAGCUUGGGCAGCUGGCAUGAAACUGUCGCCGCUGUUGCAGGUUGCAGGCAUGGAUGGGAAUAGGGGUGAAGGAAUGAGGGCAAAGGCCUUUGCUUCCUUGCCAGAAUUAUGGCAGGGAAGAUACUUUAUCCCCUGUCAAACCAAACAAAGAGGAAGAAGCAGCUGCUGCUAGCUGAGCCUUCUGGAAGAACAAAACUGACUCCAAUUCCUGAACAUCUUACCUUGAAAUAAAUUGGGGGUGGGACUUGCUUCCAGGUAGGCUUGAUGAGUGUUGGGCUGCAAAGGGGCUAAUUCUCUGUUCUGAAUGGAGAGACUUUCCAUGAGGAUUACUCACCAAUUUCAGAUAUCAGAAUGGGGGAUCAAAGACCUUUUCCAGCUUGUCUUUCACAUCCCCUGGGCUGUUCUCACUCUCCCAAAAGUCUCUGCAUUGCCAGCAGCUGUUUUUCUUUGGCUCUGUGGCUCCUGUGAGCUGCCUGGUCCACCUUCUAUCUGUUUCUCAUCCUCCCUAUUGGACCAUUGGUGGUAACAGACAGUAUUUAGAUGACCAGUGGAAACACUGUGUGGACAGAGGCCAGGCCAACGGGUCAGAAAGGCAAACUGCAGCCCACCAGGCUCUUGGGUGGCCACUUGGCCCCAAGGCUGCCCUCUUCCCUGCCCUGGUUCCUUGACAGCAGGUGAUGGAUGGCCUUGAACUGGCCUCAUUUCGAGACAGAUACUUCUGUCUCCUUGGCCAUAAAUUGCCCCACCUUUAUGGCUGACAGAACCCAGUGUUGGUGUGUCUUGCACGUCUUUGUGUUUUGUUUGGUACUUACCGGUACUGUCAGCUGCCCAAGGUAGAUUGCUGCGCAUUGCAAAAGUUUCUCAUUUGACAAGACAGGCAAGGGCAGUUAGUGUUACUGGGGAAGGCCACUCUGGGCCUCCCAUGUGCCCUUUGGCCCUUCAGCUGUGGGCAUUUCUCUGCCUUUUUCUUCCCUUUUGUAUUACCAACUGGGAGCAGAUGCCUUUGGUUGGGGCAGUGAGUCACCUGAGGGAGAAGCCCUCCCUCCCUCCCCCACCCCGGUUUUAUAGUGCCUGGGAAGCCACACUGGAAGCUUGAUGCUUUCUCCAGUGCCUGGAUCUGCUGCAGGUUUAUCUUGGCCCGUCAUCUUAGCAGCCGAACUCUGGGAGGAGCUUCUUGGAAAGCUGAUGUGUCUGAGAAGGCCCAGGGCACAUUCCGGGGGGAAAACAGACAGGCUGAUCAGGCUCCCAGCCUUCCCCACCGCCUUGGCUGCUGCCUCUUGCUCCAGGUACUGAACCUGGGAGCCAUGAGGAGGGAAUUCUAGACUGGGGCGAGCGAGCCACUGUUUUUUUAGGUGUCCCAUUCACACUGCACUUCCUCUGAUUCAGUGGGAGGGGAAUGUGCAACUCUGCAGAAAUCCAGGUUUUGCUUGGCUCCUGAACUGCUGUUAGCAGCAGAGCUCAGCCAUUCCCCUUGAAGCUCGACUGCCCUGACUAGGAGUAAGCAAACUGAUGCUGUGAGCUUUCCCGCUGCUGGUGCAGGAAAACAGGGCUGGGGGGUGGGCACAGUGGUUGUGGACAAGCGCCCCCCCCCCCCCCGUUUAUCUGGCUCUUGAUAGCUUCUGUCACAAAGGGACAAAGGGUAGGUGUCCUGGCUGAGUGGAGCUUGGGCUAGAACUUGACGUGCCUGCACAGUUCUGACCCCUGAAGACAUUCCAGACAUGAGGACUUCUUCCUUGGGGCUGGUGGCUGCUGCCACCACUUGCCCACUAGGCAUCACCUCUGGGCUUGUCCAGGGCACCAUUACUCAGAGGUGCCGCUAGAGGGCAGGCCAGGCUCUUCUCGGGCUCCAGGCCCUGAACUUUGCCUCUCCAGCUGUCCCUGCAAUUAACAGCUAAAGUUCUUGGCUGUUUGUUUUUCCUUGAUGGACAAGGAUUUGGUUUGGAUUUCAAAGUCAAGAAUGCAGCCCCCAGUUUCAGGCUGGCUGUGUGGGAUAUGUUGAGCAAGGCUUGUGGGCCUCUGAGCUGGCGGUUGGGCAGGGGGUGGGGGUGGAGGAGAGGAAUGUGUGCUGUCGCCUGAAUGGCAGCUGCCAAGAGCCCCAGGGAAAGGCUGAGAAUGCCUCUUGAACCGCCUCCUCUGCCCCCAGGUGGCUUCCGCCCUGGAGAAGUGGAAGCUGGCCAUCCGCGAAGCGCAGACCUUCUCGCGCAUGCAUGUGCUGCUGGGCAUGCUGGACGCCUGCAUCAAGUGGGACAUGUCGGCCGAGAAUGCCAGGUGCAAAGUCUGCCGCAAGAAAGGUGCGUGUGUCAGGCCUGGGGGCAUCCAGGGCUUGGGGUAGAGGGAAUCAUGCUGGGGUUGCAAUAGGCAGUUGCCCUCCCAGAGAGAGUAGCAGAGAUGUGGUCAGUGCUUCCUCUUUUAUGACAUGGGGGGGGGCGCUUCCUUCCAAGGCUAUUGUACCCACAGCAUCAUGCUGACUUUUGAUAUCCCCUCCGCUCCCAAAUGGGUGGGGCAGUGAGGGCCCCUUGCAACAACAGUCCCUUUCUGGGUCCUUUCAGAGCAAGCAUUUGGAUCCUUCCAUCCCCUCAGGGCCAAUGCUUGCCCUUCACGGGUGUGAGCCCAGGAAUUUCAGUGGGCCUACUCUGACUGGUCUCCUACCUGAGUUUCAUUUCCCUCCCUUAAUCUUUCUGUCUUUCUACUCCCUGCUAGGUGAAGAUGACAAGCUCAUUUUAUGUGACGAGUGCAACAAGGCCUUCCAUCUUUUCUGCCUGAGGCCGGCCCUCUACGAGAUCCCAGAAGGCGAGUGGCAGUGUCCGGCUUGCCAGCCUUCUGUUGCCAGGCGCAGCUCCCGGGGCAGGUGAGGUUUCUUUUGCUGGUUAGGAAGAGGCAGCUGGCCUCAGUGUGGGCUUUGCUCCUCUCUUAUGGUCACGGUAAAGCAUCCCUGGAAAUUGGGAUGAAUGGGCUGGCCACAUCUACCCAGGCCAGGCCUUUUUCCUGCCAGCCCCAGGUGGGAAGGCUGAAUGCAAUUCCAAAAGACAUGUGCGUGUUCUCCAGUUCAGGAGAAUUGGAUUCCGAGGCUGCUUUUGGCUUGGGCUGCUGGCAAGCAAAACCCACCUCAAGCUGACAUGGCACAGCAAGGGAAAACAAGGUGGCCCACUGCAGGACAGGGCUGCUGAGGCCUCUGGUCUACCACAGCCUUUGAGGAAGCAAACUCCUGAUUCUGGUGUGUUGAACCUUCCCUGUAGAAACUAUGCUGAAGACUCUGUGGAAGAGGAGAGUGAUGCUGGGGAGGAGGAAACCGAUGAAGACGACGACGAUGAAGGGGAAGAGGAAGAGGAGGAAGACUAUGAGGUGGCUGGAUUAAAACGUACGUACUUUUUCUCUCCCCCCACAGCAGGUCAAAAAUGUCCUCUUCCUAAAUCUGGCAUGACCGGCAGGCAAUUCUGGGCUAAGGAGCUGCCUGCCAAUGCCACCAAGCCAUCAACAGCCUUGUUGGUGAGGGGGUCUUUUCUGGAUAAUAGCUGGAUUGCUUGAGGCAGGACCACUAGCCAAACUGGACUUUGCCAUGCUCUGGUAGGAGGUCUGUCCUGGGUUUCCCACUCAAUCCCAUUCCUGAAAUUGCAGGGCCCUCUUUCCUGUCUCACACAGCAAUGCUUCACUUGCCGCGGUGAGGUGGAGGUAGAGACAGGGGUCUGAAUUCAAACUGUGUGCAGUCAGUGGCUAGGGGAGCAAGGCUGAAAUUUCUGGAAGCGGGUGGAAGCGAUUGGCAAUGUUAAAAAGUGCCAUUAUGUUUUUAAUCGUAGCAGCCUUUGGUGGUGGAAAUGUUUGAGGGCUGCAACCUGCAUCCCAACAUUCUUGGGCUUGGGGAUUUUCCGGACUGUGUAAUACUGUACAGAAGCAAUUGAGAUGUCACUGACGUGCAGGCCUGCCCUUUGACUGGAGCAUAAAUGCUAUGACAGGCUCACGCAGGCUUCUGAAAUGCCAGCAGCGGAUGAUUUCACAUGCCCUGGAUUGCCGCAGAGGUGUUGCAGCAAGAGGACUGCCCCAGGCAGUUUCCCCUUGCUGUGUUGUCCGAAGUUGCCAUGUUUCCAUCUAUAACUAUAACAAAGCUUGGCUAUUAGCGGAGAUGUCAGAAAGCUGAGUUAGGCAGAACCAAAUGAUUGUGUACGUCAGGGGCUCUGAGCAAACAGCUCCCCUGGAGAAUGUGUUGGACUUCAGAGUGUCAGCAACAGUGAAUGUGUUGCACUUCUCCCUUAAUACCUUGUAGUUGAUGAUUCAGCUCCUAACACACAUCCUGCCCAUUGCUUUGCUAGAAGUCAGUUUAUUCAUUCAGUUAGUGGAGCUGGGGUGGGGGUAGGUGGUGUGUGUGAAUGUUCCCUCUUGAUUAGAGAACUGAGGUGUGUGGGAAAGCCUUGGGAGAGGGCUGAGCAGAGAGCUCUUCUCUUUUGCUGGCUUUGUAGGUCCAGUGAGUCUCUUUCCACAGAAGACUAUUGAAACAUGCAAUUCCCCUCACAACUACCUGUUGUCUGGGGAACUUCUUGCCCCUUGAUUCUGUUGCAUGUGUAAACUGGCCACAAGUCUUGGAUGGGUUCAGGUAACCAUGUUAAUGGAAUGGUUAUUGUAAUCAACUGGCCACCUGGUCUCUCUCUCUUAGGAAAUUUCCAUGACACCUGGUAACCCAGCGGCAUGAAAGUCCUUUUUGUUGGGUCAGUUCUCUCUUAGUCUCUUAGUUUCUCUCUCUCUCUCUCUCCCUUCUCAUCAAAUCCACUUAGGGCUGUAGCCAAAUUAAACUUUCCUCAGAGUGGACCCGUUUAAAUCCAUGGAGCUACAUUAUCUAUGUCCUUUGUGCAAUCUGAAUCGCAUGGGGGAAGCUGCCCGCUGAGCAGGCUGCUACGGGGUGAGGUUUUGCUGAGGUGGCCUUGUGCAUUGUAAGCGUGCCUGCUGGCGGAACUUGUCCAGGCUCCUUCCUGCCUAGGCCCAAGCGGGUCGCUGUCACUAAAAAUAAAGCCUUAAGCCCCGGCCCCAGCUUGACGAGGCGUUUAAUCAGGGGAAGGUCACUGUGGAGAAAUCUCCCCUUUCGGCAGCGUUCCGCUUAAUCCUGGGCGCGGUGUUGAUCCUGAAGGCUCUCCUGAGGAAUGUUGGACUGCCGGGCAUUUAGCUCUGACUAUGCUCUCGACGCAAGGGAGAGCCAGCUCAGGAGCCAGGUGCCUUGUGGCGGCCUCUCUGGUGGUUGUUUGGCUCCCAAGGAAGGCCAGCGCUCCUUCCCUUGCACUGGAGUCUCCUUGUUCCUGCUGGCAGGAAUUGCUGCACACCCAGCGCCUGCACAAGCUGCCUGCCCUUGUGGCUUAGGAGGUGCCUUAGCUCACCAGGACAGCCACUUGCUGGUGUCUGGGAUGGUUCUUAGCGCAACCCGUCAUGUUUUUCUUGGGACAUCUAAAACUGGCACUUGACCUGCUGGGAGAAGCUGGUGUUAGGGCUUCUGCACUCCUUCCCUUUGUCAGCUGCCUUUAAGACCAUAGGUGUGCCCCACCUACCUUACAUGAGGUCUCCCAGUUUUAGCAACGUGGCUGCCUUGUGUGCCUUCAGGGCGAGACCCUGGGAAGAAAGGAAGGCAAAGAGCAAGAAGUUUAGUCCUGUGCUAAAGCAGCAAACCAUAAACAGGCAAUUCUCCAAUUGCACACUCGUGCUGGCAAAUGUGCUGUUUUCCGCGCAGAAUGGUGGCGGGGCAGAAUGGGGGAUCCCCUCACAUAAGUGGGAAAUCAAGGAAGAGCUGCAGAUGGGUUAGCAAGGAGGUGUUUGGCGUCCAUCAUGAGUAAUGUGCGGGUGGGGGAUGCGACACCAUUUCCUUGCUGCCACUUGGGCUCCCCCCCCCCCCCCACGACUAACUCCUUGACUGCCCUCUUUGUCUUACAGUGAGGCCCAGGAAAGCAGCCAAGGGGAAGCAAGGAGGCCCUGCUGCAGACCCUCCGAGGCGGAGCCGGCACCAAGGGAAGAAAAGGGCCCUGCACGGCACUCGCAGUUCCCGGCAGCGGCCGGCUCCUGUCAGCGAAGCAGACAUGGAUGAGCUGGUAAGAGCCACAACCCCCCCCCCCCGCCCCACCCCCAGGUGACAGGUGCCUCUGUGCAUCUCCCCUUGCCAAGAGGCUCCUCCCUCAGUAUUGUCCAGAGAGGUCUCAGGCAGGGCGGUGCAAGUAUGCCAGGCAUCCCUCCAGGGAGGCUGUGUGUGUGCAUCUCCCCCUUCUCCUGAUGAGCAGGAAGCUUGUUAAAGGCUCUGAAAUAGCCGCCAGCGCUGCAGGAGCAGCCGUAUGUCUCUGGCGAGAGGCGGGGGGGAAGGGGAGCAUGGUGGGUUGUUGGCAUUCCUGCAAUGCAAAGCACUUGCGUCCCUUCCGAUGUCUCCCUAAGGAGGACAUUUGUUGCCCAGGUUGCCUGUCCCUGAGCAUAAUUCAGCCAGCUUGCAUUUUGCUUGACGUUUCAAAGAAGAUUGUAGGCCUUCAUUCUCUCCCUCCCACCCCCCUUGGUAGUUUCUUGAGUGGCUGCUCCUGCCUGCCUGCCUGCCUGCCUUUGUGGAUUGUCCCUACAUCCGUUAGUGGCCACUUCUAGGGAGCGUGUUGCAGAGUGCAGCUUAUGGGCUCACGUGGGUCGUGCUGCUCUCUUGGCCUCCUCCCAAUCUCAGAUCUUGAAGGAGCAACACUCUCCACCUAGGACAGUUCAUCCGCUGGUUCUCCAAGUGCCAGGCUUUCCUUUCACUGCCAGCUGCUUCCUCUUCCCUUUGGCUAGCCCUGCACUGGCCCUGCUGCCCCUCCAGUCCCUUGCUGUGUGUGAAGGGCUGACCUUGGACCUUGCUCUCCUCGCUCCAGCGCAGCAGGGCACUCAGCUGCUCUUUGGCAUCCCAAAUCUGGCCACCGGGCUCCUUCCACAGCCUGCUGCAUCUCCUCCUGCUGCAGGCUGUGUGUUGCUGGGUGGGUCACAGUUUCCCUCCUCACUGAUCCCUUGGCUGCUUUUGAAGCUCUUUGAAGACGCCUGCUGCCCCCUGGGGAGGAGUGGGGCUGCCUGGAAAGCGAUCCGGCUGGCUCUCCUCUGGGCAGGGCUCCUGAAAUCCAAGCUGGCGGCUUGUAGGGGUGGGGGGCACGUUCCUUGGCUGCCCCAUCAAAGCUCUGGCAGCCGCCCCGUUUGUUUGGGGCUUUAUUGCUGGUGGGCCUUGGAAGUCCUGAGUGUCGCUUUGUACCAUGAUCUUGGCUGUCCCUGCCCACCUGCUCUCCCUUGGGAGGCUUCGCUGAGCUGCUCCUCCCCACAGGCGCACCUGCUCUUCCCAGUCGGGGCCGCUCGGCGUGUGCCCUGCAGCAUGUGCUGGCCCCCUUGGCUUCCAGGGGUGUGUGCUGGGCUAGAUGGGGAGGGAGGAGGUUUAUUCUGGGCAGCCUCAGGGGAGCUCUCUCACCUCCUCCUGUCUUCUCCCAGAUGUACCCAACAAAGAAGAUAUCUCGCCGGCAGAACCUGGAGCUGCAGAAGUGCGAAGAAAUCCUCAACAAGCUUGUCAAGUAUCGCUUCAGCUGGCCUUUCAGGUGAGGCCCCAGGAGGGAAAGGCCCCUUGCUGAGCCCCGCACAGAACCUACCCCACAUCCUGCCAGGCUCCCGCUCUGCCCCCUUGAAUCUGUGUUCCGGCUGUUUCACUUGGAGUCACUCUGGAAGGGCCCUCCUGCCAUCCAUUCCUUCCAUUCAGGAGGGCGGCGUUGACUGACGCACAGUGACAUGGCACCUUCCGGGUUAGUGACACAGUGUGUCCAACCUAGCCCUUGUGGCUGGGAACAAUUGGCAGCCUUCCUCCACAAACUUGCCUAGUUCUCUCUUAAAGCUGCCCAAGUUGGUGGCUAUUGCUGUGUCUUGUGACAGUGAUAAGUAGCGCUGCUUAAACAAUGUGCUGUGUGAAGUCCUUUCUUUUGUCUGUCCAAAUCUCCAAGCAUUCAGCUCUGUUGGAUGGCCCUGCUGAGCUCCAAUAAUGCAUGAGUGGGAGAAAAACUCUUCACACAGCACAUAAUUUGAUAUAUCUCUGCCCGGUCUCCAGCCUUUCUAAACCAAAAAGCUCCAAACGCUGGAGCCUUUCUUCAUAGGGGAAUUGCUGCAUCUCCUUUACCAGUUUGGUUGCUGGGUUUUGAACCUUUACAUGCCCUACAGGUAAGGCAGAUAAAGGUCCAAAAACCAGCAACCAAACUAAGGCGAGUCAACCAGAAUGGUCCACAAUAUUCAAAGUCCAGUUGCAACCCUCAGCUUGUACAGUGGCCUUGCGAUACGGCCAAUUGUAUUUUCAGUUCCUUUCCUAAUGAUCCCCAAAAUGGAAUUCACUUUUUCCACACUCCACACUGAAACACUGGAAGAUAUCACCUGCGCAAAUUGGGUAGAAACAAUUAAAUGAUCACUGAGUGGGUAUCAUGUGAAACAGAAUAACUGGUGAUCCGAGGGGAGUUCCUUUGUAAUCCACACCCACCUCCCAAAAAUUUCCUCAGCUGUGCCAACCCUUUCCUGCUUCUCCCCGCCAGGAGGCUACAAAUAACCAGCAUUCUGUGCAGUGUUUUUUCACAGGUGCAUGGAGAUUCUUGGCUUUUUCAAAAGAAGAGUUAGGCUCAUGGCCUAGUGGUGGGGGAUGGGAGAGGAGAGGGUUCCUUUCUGUGCCUCUUGCGCCUUGAUGGUGACUUUUUCAGGGAGUGUUAGUCUCUGACCACUUGGACAGUAGAAACAGGGAGGAGUGGCAGGCGAGGGUCAGGCCAAGGCAGCCUUUGGGCUGAUGCAGGUGCUGCCCUAGCUGCCCACUAACCCUGUGUCCUUCCUUGGCAGGGAGCCGGUGACCACUGAGGAGGCGGAGGAUUACUUUGAGGUGAUCAGCAGCCCCAUGGACUUCCAGACCAUGCAAAGCAAGUGCUCGUGCGGCAGCUACCGCUCGGUGCAGGAUUUCCUUUCUGACAUCAAGCAGGUCUUUGCCAACGCCGAGCAGUACAACCAGAAUGGCAGCCAUGUCCUCUCUUGCCUGGAGAAGACGGAACAGUGCUUGAUUGACAUGAUGCACAAACACCUCCCUGGCCACAUGUACUCGCGACGGAAACACAAGCGGCCUCUGGCCCCACCCAGCCAGGGACUGGAGGAGGUGGAUGGGGACAGCGACCCCGAGGCACUGGAGUACUCGAGGGGGCGGAAGAGGAAGAAAUGAAGGGCCGCCCCCUCUCCACGUUCCGGACGGGAUGCGGUUGGAGCCGGCUUUGCGCAGGCUGCAGCGAAGGGAGCUGGGAGGCGGCAGGGGCCACCUGGCUUUCCCUCAGCUCGCUCUAGCUUAACUCUCAGCAACUUCCUGAAAGCAUUUGAUCAGCCCUCAACUGGGAAAGAUGGCUUAGUAAUUCCUCAGCAGCAGCACAGGCAAUUCUUGCAGGUUUUUAGAAGGCAGGAGGGCCAGGGGGAUAAGUGGAGGGAGUCCCCUCUAGCCUGGGCCCAGCAGGGGAUGGGACGAGGGUCUCCUGAACCACAAUGGUCACCUUCCUCUCCUCUGCGGUCCUGGCAGCCAGGGACAGUUCCAGGCUGCCAUGCUCCACUUCGGAUGCCCAACCCCAUAGGCUGACGGAUUGUCUUUCUUGACCAGCCCCUUUGAGCAGAAGAAGAAGCCGCCUUGGAGGGCGGGCAAGCACUUACUUUUCCAGAGUGACUCCCCCUUUUUUUCACCAGCAUCUCUGUGCAGACCAGCUUUGGGGGUGCUUGUCUCUCUCCAGCCUCCUUAUUUUGGAUGCAGCAGAGGGAAAGUUGCUCUCCCCACCCUCCGGCCUCCCCUGCCCCAGGAGCAGAGUGUGAUAAAUCCUGCAGUUUGGCAGGAGGGACGCUGGUUCUUUGACUUUCAAUCUUUAUUUUUUUCUCUAGUUAAGAUUCUUGUUUCCAGCAGUGACCUUGUACAAAACACCUUGUAAGAUACAGUCGUCUUUGCUCUGACAUGUACUGUACAGUUUAUAUGAGGAUGUGUUUGCUUUAUAUUCCUUCCUCCUGGCCCCCUCUAUAAACCACUUGUUUUUUCUUAGAUAAAGUAGCUGGGAGUUGGCCCAGGGAACCCAUUGGGGUUGUACACUUCGUAGCUUCGUUCUUCCCUCUUUUCCUAGCCAUACCCCAUCCAGCCUGCCUCGUUCGUCUCCCCUUUCCUGAUGUUGGAAUCUGGAUUGGGUCAAAGGAGGGUCUCCUUUGCACAAUAAUCACCCAGGUGGAGAGGCAGCUCUUUUCUGCCUUGGCCACCUCACAGUCUUCUGUUUUGACUUUCCUCCAUUUCAAGCGGCAUUUAUUUCCCCACAACCUUUGAAUUCAAGGCUGUGGGAUUGCAAACAAGGAAUUCUCGCUCUCCCUGGCCACCUUUUGCUUCUCCUGGGGCACGGGAGGAUGUGGUGCUGAGGACUCCAGCCUGGGCUCUAGCACUGACAGACACACCUCUGGCGUUACUUGCAACCUGCCCACUUUCUCCCCUUCAGUUUUUGUUCUAUCAAGCCCUACCAACCCCAUCCCUUUCCAACCUCUACACGAUGAAACAUUUUUGGACUACAUUUUUUUAAAGAAAAGGUUGUUUGUUGGGGGAGGGGGGAAUUCUGCUAAGGGCUGUACUUGUAAUAAAUUGGAAAUAUAAAAGCAAAACUUGUUUUUCUUCCUGCUUGUAUUUACUGGUCUUUCUAGGGUCUGAGAAACUAAGCGAAAUUAAAUUUGGGGCCUGGCUGGAGAGGGUAAGGUGGUGGUGUCUUUACUCCAGCAUCUCUUGAUGAAGCCUGUGGCCUCUGCCUGCCUUCUCUUCUUCCUUGGCUGGGAUGGUUCUAAGGAAAAGUUCUGCCUUGGGGAUGGGGAACCUGCUGUGUUCCCAACUCCCAGCGGUCAGGAAUGAGGAAAGCUGGUAGGGCCCCAAUUAGCUGCCUCUGUUCUAGCUGCAGUGAAGGGCUUUUGUGCAAACCCACCUUUCUCAAACCAGGAGCCUGGACAGGGGCUCUCAGUGGCAAAGCAUAGACAUGUGGUAUUGGCAGUGUCACCUAGUUAAGGCAGCAAUCACAACUAAAUAAUCCCUGGCAGAUGGCCAUCCAACCAGUGUGGAGCUUUGCUCGUUGGUCCCUGCGCCACAGGGCUGCCUGCUGCAUCAAGGAGCUGCCUUUGGGUGGGCUACUGUUAAAGUUUGCAUACAAAAGCACACAAUGAACAGCUGUGUCCACAAAUAGGUUGAUUCAGAAGCAUUGACUUAAGGCAGAAAGAAGCUAUGCCUCCCACCCAUCCCUUCAUCACCGUGUCUUCACCCAGGCCAGAGACCACCAGGUCUUCCAAAAGCACCACUUCUUCCAGGAAUUGCCAGUGCAGCCCAGGACCCACCACCCAGGAGAGCCCUAAGAGAAGUUAGUGUGCCACUCUGGUGAAGAAUUAAGCUUGAUGGGUGAGGUAGCAGCAUUUGUGGAGCCUCAUAAUAGCGGGGGGCGUUUAAGAGAGAAGCCACUUGGUGCUAGCCCCAUUUCUAGGUAACAGACAGCUCCAUCCCAUUUUCAUAAUCCUGCCCUCCAGGAAGCCUGACUUCCCCAGAGGUGGGAGGGAAAGCCCCUGAAAGCUCCUCUGGUGGAAGCAAACAGUCUCCACGCGCAAACCAUCUUCUCUCCAGGCUCCGAUAUCCAGCUGCUUUCAGGGGGCUGUGAGAGGGAGGCGGGCGGAAAGAGAGCUUGUGCUUGCGGCUGCCAGAGUACAAAUAGGCCAUUUAUGAGGGCCAAUUGCAGAGGGAUUGCAGACCACCCUUGCUUGGCUCCACAUGUACACACCCCUCUUCUGCCUGGGCUGAGAUACAAAUACAGAAUUGGUGCCUGCACUUCUGCCGGGAUUACUUUGUAUGAAAUGAGGGGCCUGGUUCUUGGCAUUUUGCUUAAAUGCCUUCAGUGAGAACUCUAGAGACCAGCAGCCUUGUAGGGUUGAGAUUUAUCAGCUGUACAGCUUGAGCAUCUGACCCUCAACCCAUAACAGGGUGCUCUGUAGGUUGCAAGGCUUGGCUUGUGCCGUGCCUGAGCGUAGGAGCUGAUGCCCAAGAUCUGACCUCCCAUUAUACUGAUUUGCCCAGCCUCAGCCUCAAGCCACCACACAGCCGACCUGAAAACAACGCUCCACUUACAUCACCAGCUCCUGUAAAUACGUGAAGCUCUUUAAACACUGGAAAAGUUACAUCUUCGAAUGCUAAACGUGAUAUUUAAAGAAUCUGCCAGACCAGUCCUUUUUUUAAAAAAAAGGUUUAUUCAAUUAAUUUCUUGCUCAUUACCAAUUAGCAUCACUCCCUCAUGGGGGCACAUGGCCCAGAGAAGGUAGCUGCCUAUCUUGUUUGCAGCCUGGCUUCUUCAUGCAAGUCACCUUGCUUUUGGGUUAAUCUAAUCUUUGAAGCUGUCACGGGUGUUUGAAUAAAGAUCUUGGCAUGCCCAUCAAAACUUUAAAGCGAUGUGAUGUUUCUGUGUUUUCUGGGCUAGAAGGAACUUAGUGGUUUUAGUCUAGGGAAGCCAGACCCCCUGUGGGAAAACUCCUCUGAUUGCUUGGGGUCUAUGGGAUCAAGGCACUGCGGUCAAGUUGCGAAAUCUGGCUCUUGAGGGGCUUGGGUUCAGUUCCUGCCUCUCCCAUAGACGUAUAUAACUUCAUUUCUGCAAAAUGGGGAAAGUUGUGGCCUACAUCACAGAGGUGUUUACAGGAACAAUCAAAAUUGUAAAGUGCUUUACAUACAGAAGGGCCCUAGAACUGGCUGCUGCUGAUGAGAAACAAGCACCUGUUGGGUUUUUCAAGAACAAACUGCUUCAAAAUCCCAGCAAUCAUAUUGCUUGCAUGGAUGGCUGGGCAGGGAGGAUAGGAAUUACUCCAUCUGAUCUGAGCCAAAAGGGGCUUUGUGCUGCAGGCUGAGGGAUCCGGCAAGUGAGCCCCCUCCACAAUUUAGAGGUAGGCUUCGCCACCAGUCUUUGAACUUUUGCUUCCAAGCCUAUAUUUCUCUGCAGCUAAAGAAUGCCCAAUUUGUAUAACUGGUCAUAUACAUGCACAAGUGUGUUCAUUUCUUCCUCUGCUUUGCUUGCAGCAGCAAAAAUGUUGGGUGAGGGGUAUGCAGACUGAAAAAGUUGCCUGCAGAACCCCUACCUCCCUUUUUCACGUGCUGCACUGCACACCGCCUGUUCCCCACUCCCUGAAUUUGUAGCUUUGACAUAUUUUAUUUCUAAGCAGGAGCUUCUUUCUGAGACGAUCAAAGGGAUCAAAUGCAACACAAGACCUGUGCCACCUAGCUUUGGCCACACGGUGGCCUGUCUAGCAAAAUCAGAGUGCAACACUGACUGCAUGCUCUGUCUCUGGGAUUUCACCCCAUUUUGCAGCACACCCACCCCAAAAAAACAGGCGUGGGAAAGAAUUUUUCACGGAGAUUAAAGAUGUUUGAGAAGCCCCUCUUGUUUCAGCUCAGCCCUUGUCCAGCCAUCUAUCUAGAUCAGUGGUUCCCAAAAGCCCCCAACCACUUGAAAAUUGCUGAGGGUCUUGCUAGACCACUUAUUUUUCUGCCUGUUGCAGCAAAAUUCAAAAUGCAAUAGAACAAAUAAUAAAAAUACAACUGAAAAGCCAAGGGAAUAUUCAGCACACUGGAAGGGCCAUCUCCUGUCUUCAAACCACACAUCCAUAGACACACCAUGGCCCACUGGUGGUCUGCGGACCACACUUUGGAAACCCCUGGUCUAGAUAAGUCUCUUAUUUCAAGCGGAGGUCCUCUCUCUAGGAAAGUUGUGCCCAAGCCUGGAUUCACCAUGUGGGCCCAGGAAACCACCUGACAUAAUUUACCACUACUUUGCAACCCAUCGGCUAGAGAAGCCGAUCUCAAAAAAACAUUGUGCAAUUAAGAAAGUUGUCUAGAGCGUCUUCUAAUUGCCUCUGCCUUGCAUCCACAUACUGAAGGGAUGACACAGCCCCCGUGAAGCCUUUGCCCUCUGAUGCCACUUUUAAAAUUUAUUAAAGACAUCAAGCCCUGUUCCCCACCACCCUGGAGAGCUGCUGACAGUCAGUGUAAACAGACAAAGGGUCAGCUUGUUAAUUUACUAACUUUGGAAGAAGGACGUCUGUUUUUGCUGCCACAGUGCAAGGCAUGACAACUGAGAAUGCAACACACAUCCAGAGCAUCUAUGCACAUCCAUUGUGGGGCGGGGGGGGGGGAACACCCCCGUUGGAAGCCCAUCUCCAGGUUGACACCAUUAAAAGCUCUCCUCACUGGCUUAGCAAGGAAUCACAUGCCCGUUUGCAGCUGGCACCACUUGGGUGCCCUUCCUGGUGCUGCCCAGGAAGGCCACUCUCUGCAGGUGUCACUGGCACUGCCCCCCCCCCGCCUUCCUGGCAACACUUUGCUCUUUUCUACCCAGAGCAGAAGGACGGGUGUCCCUCGGCCGGCCUUGCCCCACAGUGCUGGUUGCCAGAUGUUGUGCCCCUGACCCAGGAAGAGAGCUGGUUAUCCCAGUGGCAUUUCCUACAGCUGGCAAGGGCAGGUAUGUGUGAGCAACAGGCAGCACAGAAGCUCCGCUCUGGGGUCAAAAACCCUGCUGGCGGUUCUUGGCAGCCUGGCUCCACAUCAGGUUUCGCCAACCAGGUGUCUUCCAGAUGUUUUGGACUACAGUUCCCAUCAGCCCCAGGCAGCGCAGCAGUAUUAUGACCCCAGAGGCAGUAGCAGCCGUAACCCAAAAGAAACUGGAGGGCUCCAGGUUGUUGAAGGCUGCUCUGCGUAGCUCCUCUUCCCAGGAGACUGCCUCAUCCAACUCCACUUGCACUUUACUCCAAGAUACACUCCCAAACAGAUGGGAAAGCUGUUAGCUUGAGACCAUCUUCUGCAGGCAAGAAGCUCAGGCGCCUGGUUCAUUCAGCGCCCAGCAGGGAGAGGGGUCAGCAACAGGCAGCCCCUGGGCCAAAUUGGGCGCCUGAAGGAUACCAACUAGCCCUCCUCCCAUCACCAGCAUGGAGAUGAGAUUGUGCUAACAAGACUUGAGGGCUUGGCAUGAUCCAGUACCUGCGUCCAAGUGGUUUCAGCUGCCAGAUCAGGCACAGGUUCAUCUAGGCCACUCAGAGGCUUACAAGCAGGACAUGAGAACAAGAACUUUCCUCUGCUGGUGCCUCCCAGCAACAGGCAAUACCCUGGCAGACUACCUCUGCAUCUGGAGGUUCUGUUUAUACACCCAGACCAGCAGAAGCCAUUGCUACCAAACCUCUUCUCUUCCAUGAAUUUGUCUACCCUCUUUUUCAAACUAACUUCACAGCAGGGGUGGUUUUUUGUUUGCCUUCCAAUCAAUUUCACAGGGAACCCUGGCCUCUAGUACUAUGGGAGAGGGAGGAAAAAUCACUCCCUGCACCCAUUUCUCCUUGUACAAGAUCUCAAUCAUGCAGACCAGAGCUUUCCAAACUGUGCGGCACGCGACACGUUAGUGUGUCGGCUGCAGUGUGUAGGUGUGCCGUGUGAACACUCCCCACGCUCCUCCUGGGGUUGGAAUGGAGUUAGUUUAACCUCCCGUUUGCUAGUAAAACCAAGUUUCUGGGUCGCAAAAUGAUGCAUGUCUAAAAAAUGUGUCACCAACAUGGAAAGUUUGGAAAGCUCUGAUGUAGUAACACAUGUUUCUGUACACACAUAGCUGCCCAGCUUUCUUUUACCCCUCCAGCUGGUGGCUAAGCAUCCCUGGGCAAAGGAGUCUGGAGCCAGAAUCAGCCUGGAAAGGUCCCAUUCCCCCCAGUUCCAUCACUCAAGGGGGCCAGAACCCCAAUUUCUAGAGCCUUCCCCUCGGGUGGAAGUUGGGGAACCCAGCAUUGGCGAGGGCCUCAAAAACAACAGUGUCUAACAAAUUUAUUAUGGCAGAUGGUUUUGCGGGCUUCCUCUGAUGCAGGACGCCCGCCCCCCCCUUCUCCUUUCCUCAGGCCUGCUGGUGCCCUUAGCAGCGCCAGAGAAGACUCUAGUGAGCUGGAGGCGCCAAGGCCAGUCACCUGGAUGGGAGGGGAGCCAGGGUGGAAAGGAUUAUUCAUCUGCAGGAAGGCCUGGCUCCAGGCGGGGCUGGAGGGCACCCAAACCAGCACUGGGAGCUGAGCAGCUGACCCAGGCAGCCCGGCAGAGCAAGGGGGCUUUGCUGAAAGGCUGCUCUCCACCCCAGCCCCGCUGGCUGCUGCCAAAUGAUCCCUGCAACCCCCACCCCACCAGGCCCCCUGGCUCGCUCAGCAGCUGGCUUCUCCUUGGCUACUGGCCAGAGCCUCCCUGGGGAAGGGGGAGCUCCCUGCCCUCCUGCUGUGGUGAGAGGCAGGGAUGGGGGCCUGGGGAGUGGAAGGGGAAAGGGGGCUUUGGGUGGCAUUUCAGCAAGAAGGGGCCAAACCCAUCUGGAAUGGCGUGGUAGCCGGGCGUGUGGGAAGCCACUGCUUCGCCACCGCAACCACAACCGGGCACUAUAUGGAGGUGGGGGCUGGCGACCCACACUCUCCUAGCUUCCCUGGAGUUCUUGAGACAUUUCACCAAGCCCAACGCCUCUGAAAUGUCCUGGGCCAACGCAACACAGCUUCUCUGGAUGCCGGCUUCUCAGUUGGCAGAGAGCACCGGAGGCAGUCGCCUCUCCCCAAGCCCCUGGCAGCUGCCCCUUCCUGGAUCUCAGCGGCAGAGGAGGCUGAAGGUCACAGCAUGGGCAGGCGCUGGGGACUCCCGAGGGGGAGACGGGGUGGGGUGGGGGGUGGGCUGCUGGGUGAUGACUCGCACAGCCUUGGCACAGCCAGCUCAGCUUUGUCACUCUCCAGCCAGGCUAAAAAUAUUUUGACAGCCUCCCGUCCUUGGCCUUGGCUGCUCGAAACAACUUGUACAAGCUCCCCAACUGGGCAGGGGGUGGUGCUGGGGUGGGGGACAGGGAGGCCUCCCCAAGGCAGACCAGCCGUCUCCCCACGCUGGUGGCAAGGCCUAAAGCUCAGGCCGGCUGUGAGAGGAUUUACCCCGCUGCUCUCCUUCUUGCAGACAUCCAGGCUCCCCAGCUCCCAAACUCUCUUCAUCCCCCACCUCCCCUCCAUGCUGCGCUUGGAACAGCUGUUUCCAAAGCCUCCUGAAUUCUUGCAAACAGCAUCCUGACCUCAGUUGAAAUAACACAGCCAGGUUUUAUUGGGGAUUCUUUCUUUCUUUCUCUCCCUCCCCUCCUGCUUUUUCCAUUUCUUUCAGCUAAUGGAUUUCUUCUUUAAAAAAAAAAAAUCUAAAAUAAAUUACAGAAUUAAAUAAACUUGGACAAAUGCUCUCUCCCAUCUCGCCUCCAAAACGAAACACUGAAAUAGUUGGCUGGGUUUUGGCAACGGAGGUGUCCAACCCGCAAGGCUGGGAAGCGUAGCUAUAUAUAUGAUUGGGGUGGGGGAGUUGGAGGGAGUGAAGGUGGGGGGGCUUCCAUGAGCUGCUCUCUUCAGACCCACAGCGUAACAAAGUUGCUCCCCUGCCCUCCCCAGAUGCCCACAGACAGCCACUCCUUCUGCCUCCCACCAUCUCCCCCCACCAAGAGAUCGGGAGCUCCUUGCUCCUUGACCUGCUACAAACUAUGUGCACGGCUGUUUCCUGGAAGCCCCAACCUGCCUCAGACAUGCGUCGGGUUGUCCAGGUAAGGGUCCGUCUUGGUCAUGUGCAGCACCACAGCAGGCACCUUGUAGUGGCAGUGGGUGCCCGUGCAAGUCACCCCGCUGCAGGGCUUCCCUCUAGUCCUGCCCCCCAGUUUCCGGUUGCAGAGGUUCUGCCAGGUCUGCAGGGUCUUGGAGCUCCACACCCAGACCCCACUGGUGAUGCCCACCACCAGGGACAUGAAGAUCUUGAGCAUGAAGAUGGCCACAGUGGGCACAGAGGCCUCCAGGGUGCAGUCUAGGCUGCGGCGCCCGGGGAAAGGCAGGCACCCGUGCUCCAAGGCCCGGAGAGUCCAAUACUCCACGUUGAGGCGCUCGUAGAAGUAGCAGACGAUGACGCAGGUGGCCGGGACGGUGUAGAGGAUGGAGAAGACACCUAUCUUGACCAUCAGCUUCUCCAGCUUCUCUGUGUUGGUGCCUCCCGUCUUCAUGAUCUUGCGGAUGUGGAAGAGGGCGACGAAGCCCGUCAGGAUGAAGGAGGUGCCCACCACCAGGUAGCAGGACAGCGGGAUGAGGACAAAGCCCGUCAGGGCGGCCACGUCCAGGCUGGCCACGUAGCAGAGGCCCGUCAGCUCGUCACCGGCCACCUUGCGCAUGGUGAGGAUGACGAUGGUUUUCAUGGCGGGGACCCCCCAGGCGGCCAGGUGGAAGUAGCUGCUGUGCGCCUCGAUGGCCUCGUGGCCCCACUUCUUCCCCGCUGCCAGGAACCAGGUCAAGGUGAGCACCACCCACCAGAGGGACGAGGCCAUGCCGAAGUAAUAGAGCAGGAGGAAGACCAGGGUGCAGCCCGUGCUCUCCAGGCCCUCCUGGAUGACGUAGAGCUGCCCGUCCUCACGGUCGCAUGCAAUGGCCUCUGCGCCGGCCACCGAGCGGAUGAGGAAGGCCACCGAGUAGACGUUGUAGCACAUGGAGAGGAAGAUGAUGGGCCGCUCCGGGUACUGGAAGCGCUGGGGCUCCAGCAGGAAAGUCAGCACUGUGAAGGCGGUGGAGGCGAAGCAGAGCGUGGCCCACACGGCCAUCCAGAUGAAGGCGAAGUCCUUGUCGCGACGCGCCCAGUACACGUCCACUCCCGGGGAGCAGCGCGGGGCGCACGACGCGCUCUUGGCCACGAACUGGAACUUGUCGCCGUUGGCGCACGGGCCUCCCGGAGCCGAGCCGGGCGGGCUGCCUGCCGGAGGGGGCCUGCCCUCGACGGCGGGCCGGGCCGGGCGAGGGGCCACCGGGAGCAUGCCGGCUCCGCGCUGGGGCUCGGCGGUGGCGUUCUCGGGCGCCUCCAUGCACAGGGCGUGCGGGUCGUGCUUGGUGGGCAGGCGGGCGCAGUCGAGCGCCUCGGGCCAGCCGAAGUGGAAGUGCGCCAUGAUGGGCGCGCAGCGCUGGCGCGCCUGCUCGCACAUGGGCCGGCAGGCCGGGAUGCUGCUGGACACCUGGUCGGUGCACAUGGGCGCGUAGAGCGAGCACAGGAAGAAGAGCAGGUGGCCGUGGCAGCCGUAAGCCACCAGCGGCGCGAACUCGUGCAGCUUGAGCGCCGCCUCGCCCUGGUGCUCGUGCCCCAGCAGGUUCGGCAUGCGCGUCAGGUUGUAGCCGAUCCCCUGGCACAUCGGGAUCUCGAUGGCCUGGCAGCGCCCCGAGCCGCGACCGCCGCCCAGCCGCUCCGACGCGUCGUACGCCCCGACGCCCGCGCCGCCCAGCAGCUCCAGCGCCCGGGCGCCUGGGGACGCCGCCACCAACAUAGCCAGCAGGACCCGCAGCGGCAGCAGCAGCCCGGCCAUGCCUCGCAGCGGCGACGACCACGACCACGGAGCCGGCCGCCGCUCCCGAUCACCGCCACCGCAUGGCGCGUCACCAGCUCCCCGUGCGCCCACACGGCCGGCGCUCCGCUCGUGGGC